AUGGCGGCACCAAAUGACUUAAUCGACUUCGACAUUAUCGAAGCCCAGAAAGAAAACGUCCAAUCACUCCCCGGUGGUAGAUCAGCUCGAGAGCUCGCUCGGAUUUUCUCAGGCGGUAGCAAUACCAGCGACAAAUACGCGACACCAACACCAAACGACACAAGGACGUUGAAUGAUGCCAUCCGUGAAGAAUACGAAAGCGAAUUACAAGUGAUAGGAGAAUCAGACGAUCCCCUCGACGUCUAUGACCGUUAUGUCAAAUGGACCCUGAACGCCUACCCCUCCGCCCAAGCGACCGCCGAGUCCGGUCUACUUCCAUUACUUGAACGCGCGACGAAAUCCUUCCUCUCAUCAGGGGACUACAAGAACGACCCACGAUACUUACGCCUAUGGCUACACUACAUCAGGCUGUUCUCUGAUGCUCCAAGGGAGACAUUCGCAUUCCUCUCCCGCCAUCAUGUUGGUGAAGGCCUGGCCCUUUUUUACGAAGAAUUUGCCGCAUGGUUAGAAGGUGCGGGGCGUUGGAACCAGGCCGAGGAAGUCUACAGGCUUGGUAUGGACCGUGAGGCUCGACCGAUUGAGCGGUUGGUGCGAAAAUACAGCGAAUUCCAGCAACGAUACGAGAUGCAGUCACAGGAUACAGGGCCAUCGUCGCCAGCUUUACCCAAAGUCCGAACUGCGCUAGCAGCGAAAAUGGACCCUUUCGCGCCAGCCGAUGGCUCUCCAGACCCCCAGGCCGCACGCCCCUCUCCUUCAGCCACCAGCGCCCCGAAAACAAAGUCUGGAAAGCCAAAGAUGGCCAUUUUCUCGGAUGCCGGUGCUGUUAACGACCCACCACCGGCCACCAGCAGCGGACAUACGAAGGGAUGGGAAAGCAUUGGAUCAAUGGGGGAACGAAAGAAGGAAAACCGGGUGGAAGCCAAGCCGUGGGCGGGUGAAACUUUGAAGGCGGGGAAGAAGGCAGCGCCAACACAGAAGAUGGCCAUCUUCCGAGACGAGUCAAAUUCAAAUCAACAUCAAAAAACUCAGGAAUAUAAUGUUCCCAAGCAAAUUCCGGAACAUCAUGUAAGGGAAGCGGUAAACCCACGAACAGGUCGUCGCGAGCGUGUUUUUGUCGACUUGGAGGCAGUGUAUCCCGACCGUCAGAACCCUGCACAUGAGAUUAGCUUCGAGGAGCUUCGAGCCAUGAAACGGGGGUGGACGAAUAAAAAUUGGCGAGCUCACAAAGAACCACUUCAACAAAUUUCCGGAAAUAUUGGCGGGUUUGACUCUCCAGUCGCAAAGCCCAAAGCAUCCAGUCCCGAUGAGGAUCUAACAGAGUCGGAGUCGAAAGCAGGAAUUCAAGAGCAGCAUGGAUCAUUCGAGGGCAAAUCUGGCAAAGAACGACGUUCCAAGGCCAAAGGAGACACCCAGACUCAGACCGUCAAAAUGAAGUUCGACUCGCCCACAAACUCCAAGGUCCGACGAAAAAGCACCAGGGAGCCAACAAUGACCAUGCACACCCGUGCCGCCACCGAUGAGAUUUACGACCUGUUUAACCAGCCAUUGAAGGUAGAGGCAGAGGAGGAUCCAGAGGACAGUGUUUUCGGCAGCGACUAUGACGAUGACGAUAUCGUGAGCAACGCGGAUAGUACAGCCACCGGACAUAUGUCGGCCGCCUCCAGUGAUUUUGGCAACGAGGAAACACAAACCUUCCACAAGUCAUACGAUGAUACCGAAUAUGCAGACACCACAAGAGCCGAGAGCGUUGGCGAUGGUGAUUGGACCGAGUUCAGCGUUAGCAAGGAUAUUCCCGAACAUGAAUCUGAUGAUAUCACUUCUCGAUCAGUUCUAAGUGAAGGAGCGGCGGAUGAGUCCAACUUGGGAACUCCAGAGAGAGACCAUUUUGUUCCCCGAAUGCCCGAUGACUAUGCUGCUCCAUAUGGCACGUAUAGGGACCCUGCCAUUAUGGCGCAGAAUCGUCUGCCCUUCAUGACGCCUAUUGUGGAGCGAACAGAGUGCUCCAUACCCUCACAGACGGCUGCUCGGGCGGCUUUGUACAAUGCCAAGACACCCUCAAAGCCUCGAUCACCAGCCGGCAUGCCGCAGAUGGGUGAUUUACUGCUUUCUAGCCCAGUAGGAGCAGCGACACCAUACCAAGGAGACCACACCUUUACUUCAGCAGCAGAUGUUCCGUUCAGCCCAACUGCUUUUAAGACACUUGCCCCCAAAUCCCGUCGACGGGGAGAAGCUGUCAUCAAGGAUGCUCAGUGCAAUCCUACGGAUAAGGGUAUUCGAAACACUAUUUUGAACUCCCUGGAACCGCCCCUGGCGGCCUACGCCGGAUACCAUGGUCACGUCAAGGACAGCAACUACACCUCUAUGAUCCAAAAGUUCGUCAAGACACAUAUCAGACAAUCUAAGGGUGGUGGUGAAGAUUUUGAUACUCCGAUUCUUGAGUUCCCCGGAGCCGAGCGAAGCUAUAUCGUUCGACGUGAGCUUGGUGCCGGUGCCUACGCUCCAGUUUAUCUAGUUGAGAGUGUGGACAGCCUCAACUCUUACGACGCUGACUCGGAUGAUGAGAAUCUAACGGCUGGCAGCCGGGAUUCCCGUUCAAAGACUGUCAGCCCUUACCAGACUCCCCGGUAUUCGUUUGAGGCAAUAAAGGUUGAAAAUGGGCCGUCCAGUGCCUGGGAAUUUUAUAUGAUCAGAAUUGCGAAUGACCGCCUGCAACAUUCCGCUGAGCAUUCGCGAGCUGCAGAGAGCAUCGUCCGGGCGCAUGAACUGCACGUACACCAGCGCGAAAGUUUCCUUGUGGAAGACUACCGAGGCCAAGGCACACUACUUGACCUGGUCAAUAUCCUUCGCAAUGACCCCAUCACUUCUAAUCACCACAGUGAGGGCGGACUUGAGGAAUCUCUCGCCAUGUUCUUCUCUGUAGAGCUCUUGCGUACCGUGGAAGGUCUCCAUGCGCAUGGAAUUCUUCACGGUGAUAUCAAAGCUGACAACUGCCUUGUUCGUCUUGACGAUUCCGACGCUGAAAAUUCUCCUGCUACCGCCAUGUCCCUCCUCGACCUGAACGAGAAUCCUUCUCAAAUGCGUGAUAGUAUCUACUACUCACCAAAUGGCCACUAUGGUUGGCGUGGCAAGGGCCUAGACUUGAUAGACUUUGGUCGAGGCAUUGACAUGCACGCCUUCCAACCUUCUGUGCAGUUCGUUGCGGACUGGAAGGUGGCCACGCACGAGUGCAAUGAGAUUCGUGAAUCGCGUCCCUGGACCCAUCAGAUCGAUCUAUAUGGUAUUGCCGGCACAAUUCACGUCCUGCUCUUUGGGAAGCACAUCGAAUCUAUGCCUGCCCGCACCAGCACCGGUGGUGCCUCCAACUCUCACACUUAUCGGAUUCGUGAGUCAUUGAAGAGAUACUGGGACCGCGAAUUGUGGGCUGAGGUGUUUGAUCUACUCUUAAAUCCUGGCGCUGAGCAUUGGACACAACUUGAGCUUGAAAGCGGUAGUGAUGUUACUUCAUCGCCCAUCCUCCCCGUGCUUCAUUCCAUGCGUCAUGUGCGUCGCAACAUGGAAGACUGGCUCGUUGCGAAUGCUGAGAAGAAGGGUCUUUCUCUGCAGCUUCGUAAAAUUGAGGCCUUAUUGGCCGAGCGAAAGAAGAAGCUUGAACGAUCUUGA
Molecule: messenger RNA, 3660 nt
Organism: Penicillium verhagenii
Lineage: Eukaryota; Fungi; Ascomycota; Eurotiomycetes; Eurotiales; Aspergillaceae
Product: putative checkpoint protein kinase (SldA)
Exons: 3
Coding region: 1-3660 (1219 amino acids)
Biological process (GO): meiotic sister chromatid cohesion, centromeric; mitotic spindle assembly checkpoint signaling; protein phosphorylation
Molecular function (GO): protein kinase activity; ATP binding
Source: RefSeq, a predicted model, not a curated record